Molecule: messenger RNA, 507 nt
Organism: Rotaria sp. Silwood1
Lineage: Eukaryota; Metazoa; Rotifera; Eurotatoria; Philodinida; Philodinidae
Source: the annotation of a GenBank genome assembly
AUGCUUAUAUAUUAUAUGCAUUUAUACGAAAUAAAAAUUUACGCCAAUCAUCAACGAAUAUUUUCAUUUGUGGUUUUGGUAUUAGCAGAUUUUUGUGGAGCUUUGUUCGAUAUACCACUAUCAGCUAUUCCACUCGUAGGAUGCAGAUGGUUUUUUAGUUAUGUUGCUUGCGUACUGGAAACUAUUAUAGCUUAUUUUGCUAGUUGUUCAAAUAUAUAUUUUGUUGUGACAAAAUUGUGUUCAACAUCCGUUAUAUCGGUUAAACACGCUGAUAUGACUAUUUUAUGUGGUUAUUUAUUAGCUUUAUUUUGGACAUUACUUCCGGUUAUUCGAUGGUUGAGCAAUGAUUAUGAAAUUCGUGAACGUCGACGUCGUACAGAUAUAAAUUUAGAUGAAUCUCAUUCUCAUCGUCCAUAUUUAAUUGAACGUCGUAUGACAUACACUGUUAUUUUUAUCAUUGGUAAUAAUAGUAGAGAUUUGAAUAAAAAAAGAAAAGAAAAGAAUUGA